Molecule: messenger RNA, 3060 nt
Organism: Pristis pectinata (smalltooth sawfish)
Lineage: Eukaryota; Metazoa; Chordata; Chondrichthyes; Rhinopristiformes; Pristidae
Product: dnaJ homolog subfamily B member 11-like
Biological process (GO): protein folding; protein maturation
Cellular component (GO): endoplasmic reticulum
Molecular function (GO): misfolded protein binding
Source: RefSeq, a predicted model, not a curated record
CUCCAGCAUCUUGUUUAAUGAUGCUCAAACCCGCGGACAGAGAGACUAACCCGGGCGCUCGGAAAAGUCCAUCAACAAAUGAGAAUGGAGACACAAGAAACUACAGGUGUUGGACUCUGGGCAGACAACAAACUUCAUGACCCUAUCCAGUAGUCUUGCCAGGAUCUGAUGCCCACAAGUCGAUUUUGUCCCUAAGAUGGAAAUACACAACAAUUCUUUGAUAUGGUCAAAUUCCGAACACACAAAAGCUUUCCUCCCUCGCCCGUCCAACCAAUUCAUCUGCAAAUUCGUGUCGGCGUCUGGGCUCCUCCCCCAGCGAGGGCAUAGGCCAUGAGGAAGCGGUGAUGCUGUUGACGUGCUUCUGCCGGUAGUUGCCGCUCGCAACGAGCAACUUGAGCAAGCGGGAGGAAGGGAAAAAGCGACGGAGAAAAGUGGGCAAGCAUGGCGGUGGGCCUGCGCUCUGUCUGCUUUGUGUUGGUGUGCCUGAGCGGGGAGGUGCUGUCCGGGCGGGAUUUCUACAAGAUCCUGGGGGUUUCUAAAAGCGCCUCGGUGAAGGAUAUCAAGAAGGCUUAUCGCAAACUGGCCCUGCAGCUGCACCACAGAAACCCGGACGAUCCGGCGGCACAGGAUAAGUUCCAGGAUUUGGGGGCUGCUUAUGAGGUUUUGUCUGAUGAAGAGAAGAGGAAACAGUAUGAUAUGUAUGGUGAGGAGGGUUUAAAGGAAGGUCGUCAAGGUUCUCAUGAUGACAUAUUUUCACAUCUUUUUGGAGACUUCGGUUUUAUGUUUGGAGGAAGUCCACGACAUCAAGACCGGAACAUUCCUCGAGGAAGUGACAUAGUAGUGGACCUUGAAGUUACACUUGAAGAAGUAUAUUCAGGCAAUUUUGUAGAAGUUGUACGAAACAAGCCAGUGGCAAAGCAGGCUCCAGGAAAGAGGAAAUGCAACUGUAGACAAGAAAUGAGAACAACACAAUUGGGUCCUGGAAGAUUCCAAAUGACCCAGGAGAUGGUUUGUGAUGAGUGUCCCAAUGUUAAGCUUGUAAAUGAGGAGAGAACACUUGAGGUGGAGAUAGAGCCUGGAGUUAGAGAUGGAAUGGAAUAUCCUUUCAUUGGGGAAGGUGAACCGCAUAUAGAUGGAGAGCCUGGUGAUCUGAAAUUCAAAAUUAAAGUUUUAAAACACCCAGUGUUUGAAAGACGGGGUGAUGACCUCUACACCAAUGUCACAAUUUCAUUAGUGGAAGCACUGAUAGGUUUUGAAAUGGAUAUUUCUCAUUUGGAUGGACACAAGGUUCAUGUAGUUAGAGACAAGAUUACAAAACCUGGUGCAAAACUAUGGAAGAAAGGAGAGGGGUUACCGAAUUUCGACAACAACAACAUUAGGGGUUCACUAAUAAUAACAUUUGAUGUGGAUUUCCCCAAGGACAAACUGACUGAUGAUCAGAAGGAGGAUAUCAAGAACCUGCUUAAACAAGGACCAGUGAAGAAAGUCUACAAUGGGCUUCAGGGAUAUUGAUGUAAACACAAAUGAAACAGACUUUUAUGUGAAAAUGAAAAUUUAAUUAUUAUUAUCUGAGGUUUCUAAUGUUGAAUGUAUUCCUUAUAUUGGGCUGGGGAGGGUAGGGAAUUGCUAAUCUUUUUAAACUGAAAUCUGUAUAUGUGUGUUUCUGAAGAACACAAGAUUAUAGUUUUUUUAAAGAAAAGAAAUUGUCCCUAUUUCUCUCUAUCUUUCCACAUAUUUCUUCUUGCCCUCCCCCUUAAUCAAAAGAAACAGUUGACUGGCCAAAAGAUUAAAAAUAUUGUUUUUUUUAAGGUGAAUGGAUGUCUUUAAAUGCUCAUAUUCCAAGCAGAAAGGACUUCUCUUCACCUUUUAAAAGGUGCUCUUUACUUGUGAAACGUUAGAUUUCGUUCACGUUUGAAUAUUAUAAGAGCAAGUAUGCAGAUUACAGCACACAGAAUUAUUUACAUAUACUUUGAAUUAAAUUUCCUGUUUGUUUUUGAGAUAUUUGGUACCCAAAUACUGCUCGAGGUUACAGUAAUUGCUUCUGUAGUCUCUUAUGGGCUGUGAAAAUGCAACAUUAUUUUUCUCAGAUAUAUUGUUUGGGAGUAAUCUAUUCUGACCUAAAAGGGCUGUGAGUUGCUAUUGAUGGUUUCUGAAACUUUGAGGGAACAGUUUGAGUAUGACUGCAAAACAAUUCACUUACUGUACAGCACGUGAAUAAAAUUGAAAAUUACAUUUAUGGAAAUGUGCAGUGAUAAUGACAUUGUUGUAAAUUCAAUUCAUUAGCUAAAAUUGUUUGGAAGGAAAAUGCAUCUGUCCAUUCAGCAGAAAUGUUGCAUCUUUUUUUUUGAGGAUGCAUUAUUUUAAUUGGAGAAUGGAGUUUUCAGAUCUCUUUUUCUAGGAACUGGAUUGCAAAAUGCUAAAGUACAGCUUAAAAUUGAAAAGCUGGACUGUAAUUUAGUUUGGAUAUCAGAAGAGAUGAACACUGAUUAAAAUGCUCUUUACAGACAUUGUGACAAGUUUUACAAUUUCCUUUGAUACUGAUUGAUCUUCCUUACAAAAGCUAUAGCAGAAUGCAAAAAUAGCAAAAUAUUGGACAGUUCAUUGUUAUUUGAAGUAGCAAAUCUUUAUUAGGCAUUUGUUUGAUUAUUUGGCACAUAAUAGAGGUGCACAACUUGAAAAGGAUUAUAAGGUUCAACUGUAUUUUCAUGUGAUGCUCCAUUUAUAUAUUAAAACUUUAGCAAUGUUAUCUAUUCAUAAUUAUUUAAUUGAACAUACAGGCAAUACAUUUUUUUAUAUUGCUGUUUUCAUAAUUCAGGAUUGCAAAACUGCGAUCUGCUUUUGGAUCAGUAAAAUGCUAUAUGUUUUCCCAUUGAUCAUUUCUCAUGCGUCCCCGUUUUAAUGCAAAUGUUUCCUCAUUAUUUCUACUACCGAACCAAAAAUACCAAGAAAUCUUAUUUUUAAAAGUUUUUGGUGUGGGGAAAAUAGACACUGCUUUAAGAUGAAAACAAAUUGUGUUUUUGUAUAUAUAUAGUUAAAUAAAAACUGUUAGUGUUCUGUUAA